Molecule: messenger RNA, 336 nt
Organism: Podospora pseudopauciseta
Lineage: Eukaryota; Fungi; Ascomycota; Sordariomycetes; Sordariales; Podosporaceae
Exons: 2
Coding region: 1-336 (111 amino acids)
Source: RefSeq, a predicted model, not a curated record
AUGGCAGUGUCUGUGGACCGGUACCUCACCAAAAUCCGGGCUGACCCCCCUACCGUCAUCGUCAGUGACCAGAUAGAAGGCGAAGGUGAAACUAUUCGCUUGCAGUGGAUCAAUGUGCUUAGAGAAGCCGACUACACCGCCAAGAUGGCGGUGUUUUUCCGACUAAACAAACUGAUCAUCGACAACGCACUCCACACAGCCGGAGAGAACAACGCCAACGAGCUCCGAGGCUUCUUGUUCCUCAUGGCCCUGUCCGUUGCACACGAGCUGAUCCACACCUUUGUCGGGUUCCUCACUGGAGAUGGCGGGCGAGACACGCCCGACAGCAUUCGCUAA